This is a messenger RNA of Pichia membranifaciens NRRL Y-2026, 1179 nucleotides long. RefSeq lists its product as hypothetical. The record is from RefSeq and is a predicted model, not a curated record. Lineage: Eukaryota; Fungi; Ascomycota; Pichiomycetes; Pichiales; Pichiaceae. Gene Ontology annotation, cellular component: TRAPPIII protein complex; TRAPPII protein complex; TRAPPI protein complex. Bases 85 to 849 code for a protein of 254 amino acids. The transcript has a single exon. Gene Ontology annotation, biological process: endoplasmic reticulum to Golgi vesicle-mediated transport.
GUACCUACACAAACCAUUAGCAUCAGUGGUAAACCUCAAGCUUCUGGUUGUUUCCCGCCCUAGUCACAAGCAAACCCACUUAAAAUGUCCUCUGUUAGCAAGGUAAUUCUACAGGGAACAGGCUACAAUCCUGCAAUUGGACCGCAAUCAACAGAUCCUAAACAGCAGAAACCUACACCAAACCAACCGGCAACCGGUGUGCAGCAAUCAUCUCCUCUGCCUUCUCCAGAGAUGAUAAAGAAACAGGUCAAUGUGACCAGCCAUAUAUACGACAGAAACCUAUACCGGACCAAACACGAAAUAUCAGUUUCUUCCCUCUGUUUCCUUUUCAUGCAGAUCAUCUCAAUGAACUUGAAGAACUCGAAGAGUUUGCUCGAACUCGAAAGAAAGCUAAACAACUUGGGCUAUACUGUCGGCUUGAAAUACUUAGAAUUGAGCUCUCUUAGAGUCAACUUCAGCAACAACAUCUCAUCGACCGGUAAAUCCAAUCUAUCGAAACGAAAUAUCAGACUGUUGGAAAGCUUGCAGUUCAUCGUCUCUUCCAUCUGGACGAGUCUUUUCGAUAAGCAGGCAGAUAGCUUGGAAAAGUCUUCCGAGCAUGAAAAUCAGUACAUGAUAAUUGAUAACAACCCCGUGAUGACAAAAUAUAUUGGAUUGCCCAAAGAGUAUGAGAACUUGAACUGUGAAUCUUUUGUCGCAGGUAUAAUAGAAGGUAUGUUGGACAUCAGCUACUACAAAUGUGAAGUCAGUGCCCAUACUGUUCCAAGAGACACUUUUCCCAACAGAACCGUCUACUUAAUCAAACUAGAUGACUCUGUUUUGGCAAGGGAGGCUCGUCUUGACGUAUAGUUUGCCCUUUUCCGUAUGUGCCACGCUUUAACUCAGUUUUCUGAUCGGAUUUCGUGAUGCUUAUACUUCUUUCCUAAGCUUAUUUUUACUCAUAAAUAAUCAAUCCCACACACAUGUCUAGGCAACUGAGAAUAUAUCCCUCUCAGGCCCCCCAUCGAGGAAGCCAAAAGUCAACUUGUAUGUAUCUUUUUCGUUUACCGAACUUCACCGAUUUCUUCCCGAUUCCAUCCCGUUCUUGCCUUACUAAUACUUGUAGACGGUAAAAGAAACUCUUUCACUGGCUUUCCGAGAAAGGCUGUAGCUGCAGCCAACAUGGAGCAUGUCAAGCAG